Odobenus rosmarus divergens (Pacific walrus) is the source of this 4967-nucleotide messenger RNA. It is a transcript of the gene SLC8A1, whose product is annotated as sodium/calcium exchanger 1-like. Gene Ontology annotation, cellular component: postsynapse; axon; sarcolemma. Bases 70 to 2982 code for a protein of 970 amino acids. NCBI's taxonomy places the organism in Eukaryota, Metazoa, Chordata, Mammalia, Carnivora, Odobenidae. Gene Ontology annotation, molecular function: calcium:sodium antiporter activity. The transcript is spliced from 11 exons. The record is from RefSeq and is a predicted model, not a curated record. Gene Ontology annotation, biological process: cell communication; calcium ion import across plasma membrane; sodium ion transmembrane transport.
CCCUAAAAUCUGCAUUUUUAACAAGCUUCCCAGUAGGUUGGGACACUUGGAAGUCUACCAUUGUACAACAUGCUGCCGUUAAGACUCUCACCUACCUUUUCGAUGGGAUGUCAUCUGUUAGCCAUUGUGGCUCUCUUAUUUUCCCAUGUGGACCUUGUAAGUGCUGAGACAGAAAUAGAAGGAGAAGGCAAUGAAACCGGCGAGUGUACUGGCUCAUAUUACUGUAAGAAAGGGGUGAUUUUACCCAUUUGGGAGCCCCAAGACCCUUCCUUUGGAGACAAAAUUGCUAGAGCUACUGUGUAUUUUGUGGCCAUGGUCUACAUGUUUCUUGGAGUCUCUAUCAUUGCCGACCGGUUCAUGUCCUCUAUAGAAGUCAUCACAUCUCAAGAAAAAGAAAUAACCAUAAAGAAACCCAAUGGAGAGACCACCAAGACCACUGUGAGGAUCUGGAAUGAGACCGUUUCCAACCUGACCUUGAUGGCCCUGGGAUCUUCUGCUCCAGAGAUUCUCCUUUCAGUAAUUGAAGUGUGUGGCCAUAACUUCACUGCAGGAGACUUGGGUCCUAGCACCAUCGUGGGAAGUGCUGCGUUCAAUAUGUUCAUCAUUAUCGCGCUUUGUGUUUAUGUGGUCCCAGAUGGAGAGACAAGGAAGAUUAAGCAUUUGCGUGUGUUCUUUGUGACAGCAGCCUGGAGCAUCUUUGCCUAUACCUGGCUUUACAUUAUUUUGUCUGUCAUCUCUCCUGGGGUUGUGGAGGUCUGGGAAGGUUUGCUUACCUUCUUCUUCUUUCCCAUCUGUGUCGUGUUCGCCUGGGUAGCAGAUAGGAGGCUUCUGUUUUACAAGUAUGUCUACAAGAGGUAUCGGGCUGGCAAGCAGAGGGGAAUGAUUAUCGAGCAUGAAGGAGAUAGACCAUCUUCCAAGACCGAAAUUGAAAUGGAUGGGAAAGUGAUCAAUUCCCAUGUUGACAAUUUCUUAGAUGGCGCUCUGGUUCUGGAGGUCGAUGAGAGAGACCAAGAUGAUGAAGAGGCUAGGCGAGAAAUGGCUCGGAUUCUGAAGGAGCUCAAGCAGAAGCAUCCAGAGAAAGAAAUCGAGCAAUUAAUAGAACUAGCUAACUACCAAGUCCUAAGUCAGCAGCAAAAAAGUCGAGCAUUUUACCGCAUCCAAGCUACUCGCCUGAUGACUGGAGCUGGCAACAUUUUAAAGAGGCAUGCAGCUGACCAGGCGAGGAAGGCUGUCAGCAUGCAUGAGGUCAACACUGAAGUGGCUGAAAAUGACCCUGUGAGUAAGAUCUUCUUUGAACAAGGGACCUAUCAGUGUCUGGAGAACUGUGGUACCGUCGCCCUGACCAUUAUCCGCAGAGGUGGUGAUUUGACUAACACUGUGUUUGUUGACUUCAGAACAGAGGAUGGCACGGCCAAUGCUGGGUCUGAUUAUGAAUUUACCGAAGGAACUGUGGUCUUCAAGCCUGGUGAGACCCAGAAGGAAAUCAGAGUUGGCAUCAUUGAUGACGAUAUCUUUGAGGAGGAUGAAAAUUUCCUAGUGCAUUUGAGCAAUGUUAAAGUAUCUUCGGAAGCCUCAGAAGAUGGCAUCCUGGAAGCCAAUCAUGUUUCUACACUCGCUUGCCUCGGAUCUCCUUCCACCGCCACUGUGACCAUUUUUGAUGACGACCACGCAGGCAUCUUUACCUUUGAGGAGCCCGUGACUCACGUGAGUGAGAGCAUUGGCAUUAUGGAGGUGAAGGUACUGAGAACAUCUGGAGCUCGAGGAAAUGUUAUCGUUCCCUAUAAAACCAUCGAAGGGACUGCCAGAGGUGGAGGGGAGGACUUUGAGGACACUUGUGGAGAGCUCGAAUUCCAGAACGAUGAAAUUGUCAAAACAAUAUCAGUCAAGGUAAUUGAUGAUGAGGAGUAUGAGAAAAACAAGACCUUCUUCCUUGAGAUUGGAGAGCCCCGCCUGGUGGAGAUGAGUGAGAAGAAAGCCCUGUUAUUGAAUGAGCUUGGUGGCUUCACAAUAACAGGAAAAUACAUGUAUGGCCAACCUGUCUUCCGGAAAGUUCACGCUAGAGAACAUCCUAUUCCCUCUACUGUAAUCACCAUUGCAGAGGAAUGCGAUGACAGGCAACCACUGACCAGCAAAGAGGAAGAGGAGAGGCGCAUUGCAGAAAUGGGGCGCCCCAUUCUGGGAGAACACACCAAGCUGGAAGUGAUCAUUGAAGAAUCCUAUGAAUUCAAGAGUACCGUGGACAAACUAAUUAAGAAGACAAACUUAGCCCUUGUGGUUGGGACAAACAGCUGGAGGGAGCAGUUUAUUGAAGCAAUCACUGUCAGUGCUGGGGAAGAUGAUGACGACGAUGAAUGUGGAGAGGAGAAGCUGCCCUCCUGUUUCGAUUAUGUGAUGCAUUUUCUGACCGUGUUCUGGAAGGUUCUCUUCGCCUUCGUCCCCCCUACAGAAUACUGGAACGGCUGGGCCUGUUUCAUUGUCUCCAUCCUCAUGAUCGGCAUACUGACAGCUUUCAUCGGAGACCUGGCUUCCCACUUCGGAUGCACCAUUGGCCUGAAAGAUUCUGUGACCGCAGUAGUGUUCGUCGCCCUUGGCACCUCGGUACCAGACACAUUUGCAAGCAAAGUGGCAGCCACCCAGGACCAGUAUGCAGAUGCAUCCAUAGGUAACGUCACCGGCAGCAACGCGGUGAACGUCUUCCUGGGGAUCGGCGUGGCCUGGUCCAUCGCUGCCAUCUACCAUGCAGCCAAUGGGGAACAGUUCAAAGUGUCCCCUGGCACGCUAGCUUUCUCUGUCACUCUCUUCACCAUUUUUGCUUUCAUCAAUGUGGGGGUGCUGCUGUAUCGGCGGAGGCCGGAAAUUGGAGGUGAGCUGGGUGGGCCCCGGACUGCCAAGCUCCUCACAUCCUGCCUCUUCGUGCUCCUAUGGCUCUUGUACAUUUUCUUCUCCUCCCUGGAGGCCUACUGCCACAUAAAAGGCUUCUAAAGGAACAAUCAGAUAUAGUAAAUUUAUAUAUAUAUAUACGUAUAUAUAUACAUAAAAAAUUAUGUAUAAUGAACAGAGGAAACUGACAUUUGUCAUGUUCACUUACCUGCUGAUGGAAUCCAGCUUCAAGAGCAUACUCUGUGCUAGGGCCGAAGUGAGAAACCAUCACCUCCCAUUCCCAGGGGCAUCGUCACAUUGAACAAAGGCGUGGAGGCAGGGGCAUCUGUGCAGCUCAGCCUAGAAGGACUGUGUUCUCUCCAGGUUCAUAAAUCGUUAAGUCUUUGAUUUUGUUUUCUGUUUCUGCUUGGUUUUGGUGGGGGCUGGGAGGUGGCUGAUGUUUGACUUUUGUGUUCUGUCGUUUUGUUGGGAAGGUCAAAGUUUUUGUUUCUCUUGUGGGAGGUGAUGACCAAUCUAAAUGCAAAUGGGUUUUUGGUGAAAAUUUAAAUCAUUACAAUUACUCUCUCCAAACACUUUGAAAAAUUAUUUUGGAUUAAGAAAGGAUAUGGGCAUGGAAAAGCAGCAUGUCUUCACUAGGUCACUAAAUUUCAUGCUUAUCUCUGGAACAUGAGCAGAGGUAAAGCUGCCUCUGAGAAGAAGCAUGGGAGCUCGAAUGCAGCCAGGAAGAGUGAUGGUUCUAGAUACAGUCGGAUAUUUAAAGAUAGGAUGCCUGGCACUCUUGUUCAACAGGUACAGGAAUAAUGUGCCUCGAUUCCCAAGAACAUGCAAAAUCAUUUAUUUCUUAUCUCUUUAGCUCUGGACUGUGAUUAGCAAGGCCCUCAUUCUGGUUUUCCAGCCUGGCUAGCCACCCCCUGCCCAGGCCCCCAUCCCAAACCUCCUCCUCCUGCCCACCACCUCUCAUGCAAAUAGGAAUAACCCCACUCAAAAAGCAUAUCAUCCUUUUCCAUUUGCAUCACUGUGUCCCAGUCCCGUGUUUGCUGUUGCCUGGGAUCGUUCGUCGGUUUUAUUUUCAAAAGCAUCCAUGGCUUGCACAGUCCUGUUCCAGUCAUGACUGAACAUUGGCUCCUUCUUCAUGUGCCUGUUUGGGAAUGUUGUUGUGAUACCUGUUACACAGUGCAUGGAUGAAAAACAAAAUAAGUGUAUUUGUAUAUAGUAGAGUGUAGCGUGUACUGUUCUCCCAUCCAGCAAUGUUGACUGGACAUUGAAGACAUAAGUGAGUUUCCUUUUCACCUGAGUUGUAACUUUCGUGUUGUUAUUGAGUUUGAUGUUACUAAGGACAAAAGGAGAAAAUGGCUUAUUGUUCAUGGACCUGCACAUUCAUUUCUAAGAAGCAAUAACAGUUCACUGGGAAGUUAAAGCUAUUGAGAGGACAGCAGGCAAACUACCAAGUAUCUUCAUGGAAAAUUAGCCAUGUGGAAUACACCAGAGGCCUCUAAACAGUCACCUGUUGAUGAUUCUGGAAGGCCAAGGAGAGAGGUAUAGAGCAGUGGCUGGAUUCGAAGUGCCCGGGCUUUGAGAGCCUCCGUUUCCAUGACACCCCUGCCCCCAAAGUAUUUAUUUCACUUCUGCUCUGUCUGGCACAGAUGGUAGAUAGUGGUUUGUUCAUUUUAUUUUUUUAUGUAAAAGGCUAUUUUGAGCCCUGUUUCUUUCAUCGCCCAGACUCCUCUGAUUGUAUCUGCAGUUCCUGAGUAGGAAAGGAGCCAGGGAGACCAAUGGGUCUUUACAAGCGCAUCUUCUGUACUUAUGACUAAGGAGUAAGCAAUUAAAUGAGAUUAGUGCCUCCCAGGAGGAUUGCGCUGGGAGGUUUUUCACCUUGAAAAAGGAAUGGCUCUUUCUAUUUCAAAAUACCAAAGAGCAAGGAUAAACCCAACAUUCCAAAGUAGUGGAUCCAGUAAUGAGGAAAAAUGGAAUGACGUUGGUCCCGUCUCAGAGACUUCUCUAUCUAUAAAGAAUCCCAGGCCAGAGACACCACUGGCCCUUUGUAUUGAUUCAAAGAUACUUAAGAGAUAAAAGCUGUUCAGAGUUAU